UGGUGAGUGGAGGGCCGUUCCUACCUGCGCAGCCUGCGCCUUGGUCGGGGACCCACGAGGCCGCCGUGUCCUGCUCUCGGAACAAUGGGACUCGGCGCGCCAGGCUGCUGGGCGGUGCUGCUGGUGCUGGCGCUGCUGAAGGCCACCGAGGUCAGCAGCGACCUCGAGGGAUCUGCCAACACAAAGAACCCUGUGAUUCUAGCAAACUCCAGUGCUAAGCCAACAGGAACUACCAGCCAUACAACGGGAUCUUCCAACAACACUGUGAAACCAUCAACAACUCCAGUUUCUGUAGUCUCGAAGAAUGUGACAGUCAUUGCCUUGACACCCACAGCCAAACGAUCUACAACUUCACUUUCCUCGGUCUCAAAAAAUGUGACGGUCACUACCUUGAAAUCCACAGCAGCAUCUAAAAUGACACCACCAGGAGUCUCAACAAAUACAACUUCCAUCACCUCAAAGUCUACACCCAAGAUAACAAGUGCUUCACAAAACACAUCCCAGGUGACCACAACCCCCAGUAGUUCAGGGACAUCUAUUUCUUCAGUAACAAUCACAGCUACUAUUAAUUCUAAAGAAAAUAAAGGAUUGAAGUUUGACUCUGGUAGUUUUGUUGGUGGUAUUGUAUUAACACUGGGAAUUCUAUCUGUUCUUACAUUGGAUGCAAAAUGUAUAGAGCCAUCGAUGAACAUGAUGCCAUCAUUUAAGGAACCCAAAGAUCAGUGGAGAGCGUGACUGAUGGGCCCUGUCAGUUAAUUUUGGCUGAUUAUUUAAAACAAUAUUCUGUUCUUGAAAAUAGUAUGAACAGGCAAUGCAUAUAAUAUACAAUGUAUUAUAUAAAUAUGUAAAGAUUUGUGAUGAUUACUAAAGGUAAAAAAGGUUUGGUCUGGGUUUUUAAGUGAACA
This is a messenger RNA of Manis javanica (Malayan pangolin), 905 nucleotides long. Its product is annotated as porimin-like. NCBI's taxonomy places the organism in Eukaryota, Metazoa, Chordata, Mammalia, Pholidota, Manidae. The record is from RefSeq and is a predicted model, not a curated record. Gene Ontology annotation, cellular component: cytoplasmic vesicle.